AGAGAGAGAGAGAGAGAGAGAGAGGGAGGAGGCGAUGCCAACGUAUAGGCUUAAUUAUUAUGCAGGCGGCGAUGCUGGGUAAUAGCAGUCGGUGAUAAAAAAGCGAGAGGGGAGAGGUUUCCUCUCGUUGAAAGCGUUCCAGCCUCGUCUCGCCUCUCUCUUCAGAUCGGGGCUGACAGGUGAGCGGGCGGGCGGUCUGUCUGUCUGUCUGUCGGUCUGUCUGUCUGUCUGUCUGACGGACUCCGGCGGCGGAUGAUCUUGUGCCGGCUGCGUCGCACGGCGGCGGCGAGGCUGGACGGAUAAGCUGACCAUGGAACCGGAGGGCAGCAACCGGCUCCUGCAGGACGUGCUGGCGAGACCGGGCAACGAUGCGUGCGCGGACUGCGGCAAUCCAGAGCCAGACUGGGCGUCGCUGACUCUGGGCGUGUUUGUUUGCCAGGCUUGCUCCCUGCUUCACCGGAGCAUCCCCCACAUCAGCCGGGUCAAGUCUGUCCAGGACACGUGGGACGCCGGCGACGUGGAGCUAAUGGCUGCUACAGGAAACAGUGCGGCUAAGGCCAAGUAUGAGCAGAAGGUUCCUGCGUUCUACUACAGACCAACACACACUGACUGCAAGAUGCUGAGGGAGCAGUGGAUCAGAGCCAAGUACGAGAGGAAUGAGUUUGAGUUCAUCGAGAAGCAGGAGCCGUACUCUGCAGGGUACCGAGAGGGGUUUCUAUGGAAACGAGGACGAGACAACGGUCAGUUUCUCAGCCGAAAGUUCAUCCUGACGGAGAGGGAGGGAGCGCUGAAGUACUUCAACAAGCAGGAUGUGAGGAACACGACCCAGUCGGCGCUUGAGGCGUUGCUCGCGCGUGUCGCUCACCGCUUCUGUCCUCCUCCAUCCAUCCAGGCCAGGGAUCCCAAAGCGGUGAUGAAAAUCGAAACGCUGAACGCCACCUUUCAGCCGGCCAAGAUCGGCAACCCCUGCGGCCUGCAGAUCACCUACCUGAAGGACAACAGCACAAGGAACAUCUUCGUCUACCACGGCGAUGCUAAAGAGAUGGUGGACUGGUUCAACGCCAUCAGAGCAGCCAGGUUCCACUACCUGCAGGUGGCUUUUCCCGGAGCGAGCGACGAGGAGCUGGUGCCCAAACUGACUCGAAACUUCAUGAAGGAAGGCUUCAUGGAGAAAACCGGUCCCAAGCACACGGAGGGCUUCAAGAAGCGGUGGUUCACCAUGGACGACCGGAGGCUCAUGUACUUUAAAGACCCACUGGACGCGUACGCCCGGGGCGAGGUGUUCAUCGGCAGCAAGGAGAACAGCUACACGGUGCUGGCGGGGCUGCCCCCCUCCACCCAGGGCUGCCACUGGAACCACGGCAUCACCAUCGUCACGCCCGACAGGAAGUUCCUGUUCGCCUGCGAGACCGAGGCCGAGCAGCGGGAUUGGAUAGCGGCCUUCCAGAGGGUCAUCAACCGACCGAUGAGGCCGCAGGAAUAUGCAGUGGAGGCCCAUUUCAAACACAAGCCUUGAAGCCUGCGCGACGCUCUCGAACGCAGUCAGACCGGUCCAGCCUGAGUCAGAGACCGGCCCAGUUUGACCCCCAGACGUGAGGGUGGGUGUCAGAGAAGAAGGGGGGGGGGGGUGUUGGGAUGGGCUGAGAUGAGACAGAAAGACUCAGGUCUGUCGUAAAAGACUAUAAUCACGGAUUCAUGAGCCUUCGUGGAGCGUUGACCCAAGGCCUACGGGUUGAUGAUGUCAUCAGUGAUGCGCCUACCGACCUUACGACGUUACCAUGACAACCGCCCCCUCCUCUCUUCAGCCGCGUGGACUCCUCUCCUGCGACCCCCGCCCCCUCUCUUGUGAAUUUCCUUCGUCUCGUGAACGGUUCAUCCCACCUGUAAUCUAGUGUAAUUAUGUAAUCUAGAGUCAUCCCACUGGUUGCUCAGCCAAGACCAUGCAUUGUUAAUUUAUUGAAUGUACAGUUUCAAUGACAGUGGCUUAUUCCCUGUGUGAGGACAUUUUCGCUGAGGACGCUGUGAGGUGGAGCCUCCAGCACUGAAACCCUGUCAAUCCUGAACCGACAAAGUGCUGUUAACAACAAAUAUGCAUAAAACCACACGUACACACCGACUCUCAGUGAUCGCCGUCGCCGUUACCAUAGCUGCAGGUGACUGUUGUGCAUUCAGACAGGGUGCUUUACAAAUCCUCAGUCUGACAGCUGUUCUCUUUAUUUAUUUGUACUGUUGAACGUACUGAGUCAUCGUAGACAGUGAUCGCUGCUUUUAGGGAUUGUAAUGUGACAGGAUUGUAAUUUGUAUAACACUUCCUCGAGUAUUUGAUUUACCUCUUGGUUUUUAACACGUUGUUGUGUUGAUUCUUCGAUCGCAGUGACAGUUUGGUUCAUUAAAAAAAAUGGAAAAAAAAAAUCUUACAUCAAUACAGAUGAACAUGAAAUGAA
Molecule: messenger RNA, 2444 nt
Organism: Betta splendens (Siamese fighting fish)
Lineage: Eukaryota; Metazoa; Chordata; Actinopteri; Anabantiformes; Osphronemidae
Product: arf-GAP with dual PH domain-containing protein 1
Exons: 10
Coding region: 311-1516 (401 amino acids)
Biological process (GO): positive regulation of GTPase activity
Cellular component (GO): plasma membrane; intracellular membrane-bounded organelle
Molecular function (GO): phosphatidylinositol bisphosphate binding; GTPase activator activity
Source: RefSeq, a predicted model, not a curated record